CAGUUGCUGCCCACAUCCUCAACCAGGAGAGGAGCCGCUCAAGGAUCAUCUGACAUUUUUCGGGGCGACCCGGAGAAUUUAUUUUUAUUUUUAAUAGUCAGAUAUCAUAAAGAAGGGGUGCUCAGUCAUGGUGGUGGUCGCUACGGGGAGCGGUGGAGCCCACAAAGUGCUCCUGAUAUCCGGGAAGCAGGCGGGCUCGUCCGGCGGCUCGCAGACGGCCUUCGGCCGGCCCAUCUCCGUCGUUCUCCCGUCCAGCCAGGUGUCGUCGGACUCGGACUCGAACACAUCCGCGGGGCCGCCGGUACGGAAGCGGCAGAGGCUCACGCACCUCAGUCCAGAAGAGAAGGCACUGCGCAGGAAACUCAAGAACAGAGUGGCGGCACAGACGGCCAGAGACAGGAAAAAGGCCAAAAUGGGGGAGCUGGAGCAGCAGGUCCUGGAGCUGGAGCUGGAGAACCAGAAACUUCACAUCGAAAACCGGCUGCUCCGGGAAAAAUCCAGCGGUUUGUUAACAGAAAAUGAGGAACUGAGACAGAGACUUGGGUUGGACACUCUCGAGUCAAAACCAAAGGUCCAGACUUUGUCGUCCAGUGUGAGCGAAGCAGGUUUGGGGACCGGGUCUUCUGAGCGCAGCACUCAGGCUAUGUGUGCCUCCGCAGCAGGUGCAGGCCCAGCAGUCCCUAAAGCUGAAGACCUCUCAAUGGAUACAGAUAGUCCUUACUCUUCAGACGCUGAGUCUGAUCUGCUGUUGGGCAUUCUGGACAUCCUUGACCCAGAGCUGUUCCUCAAGUCAUGCGAAGAGCCGCCCCAGGAGGUGCUGCUGGUCGGAGGGGGCGACCCAGUACCUGCCGCCGCACCUGCAGCUGUGGGGGCCCCAUCAGUUAAGCUGGAGACCCUUAAUGAACUGAUUCACUUUGACCACAUCUACACCAAGCCCGUGGAAGGGCUGGAGAGCAGCAAAGACCAGAAAACAGAUGAGGCGUCCUUCCCCGCCGAGGAGGAAGUUGUGGUGGAGGAGGAGACGGUCUGCGUGAAGGACGAACCGGAGGAGGUGGUGAUCCCGGCCUGCCAGGCUCAGACGGCUGACCUCUUCUCCUGCUCCCCUCAACCCGCCCUGGCUUCUUUGGAAAAGGAGGCCUGCCUGGCGGACACCUACAGCGACUCCGGAUACGAAGGGUCCCCCUCCCCGUUCAGCGACAUGUCGUCCCCGCUCUGCUCCGACGGCUGGGAGGACAUGUUCGCUAACGAACUCUUCCCCCAACUUAUCAGCGUCUGAAUCGGCUCCUCUGGCCGCAAAGUUACAGCACACUGUACAUACACAUGAUGUGUAGCUUCAUCAAAUCCAGAAAAAAAACACCUGUAAGAAGAUCUUUUAACUGCUGGGGGUCUUUAGCAUGACAGCAGGUCUGUGCCAUCACCGUGUGGCAGAUGGACCCAAAUGAUUUCACAUCACAGCAUCUAAGAUUGCCAGAAAAUCUUUCAUUCGCUGUCCUGAACUAAUUUUGGGUGAAUUACAGUAUUUGUUUAUGUAUUUAGUGGAAGGGGGGGACCCAAUGUUUAAAUAUUACUUUAUUUAUUUGUGUCAUAUCCGGAGUCUGUCUGUACGCUUGUAAAUUUCAUCUGUUUUCUGAUCAUAACUGCUCUUCUUAAAGCAAAUUACUGCAUUAAAAAAAUUUUGCAUUGCA
This is a messenger RNA of Oryzias melastigma (Indian medaka), 1685 nucleotides long. It is a transcript of the gene xbp1, whose product is annotated as X-box binding protein 1. The record is from RefSeq and is a predicted model, not a curated record. NCBI's taxonomy places the organism in Eukaryota, Metazoa, Chordata, Actinopteri, Beloniformes, Adrianichthyidae. Gene Ontology annotation, molecular function: DNA-binding transcription factor activity, RNA polymerase II-specific; RNA polymerase II transcription regulatory region sequence-specific DNA binding. Gene Ontology annotation, cellular component: nucleus.